Messenger RNA from Fragaria vesca subsp. vesca, 828 nucleotides. RefSeq names its product phosphoenolpyruvate carboxylase kinase 1-like. Lineage: Eukaryota; Viridiplantae; Streptophyta; Magnoliopsida; Rosales; Rosaceae. Bases 1 to 828 code for a protein of 275 amino acids. Gene Ontology annotation, biological process: peptidyl-serine phosphorylation; protein autophosphorylation; intracellular signal transduction. The transcript has 2 exons. The record is from RefSeq and is a predicted model, not a curated record. Gene Ontology annotation, molecular function: ATP binding; calcium/calmodulin-dependent protein kinase activity; calmodulin binding. Gene Ontology annotation, cellular component: nucleus; cytoplasm.
AUGAGUAAGCAACUGAAACAAGACUAUCAAAUCUGCGACGAGAUCGGCCGGGGACGAUUCGGCGUCGUUUCCAAGGCCUUCAAGAACGGCGACGUCUUUGCCGUCAAGUCGGUCGAGAAGCGCCUGGCCUCCGGCGACUCGCUCGACGCGCGGUGUCUUCUAACGGAGCCGAAGAUCCUCCGGCUUGUUUCUCCCCACCCCAACGUUAUUGGCCUUCACGGGCUUUAUGAGGAUGAGGACCAUCUCCAUAUGGUCCUCGACAUGUGUGACGCACCAGAUCUAUUCCGACGCGUCACACUUAGGAUUUUCGCCGAGCCGGAGGCUGCCUCGGUCAUGUCGCAGCUCAUGCAGGCCGUUGCGCACUGUCACCAGCUCGGCGUGGCUCACCGAGAUAUUAAGCCGGACAACAUCCUGUUCGACGGCUGGGACCGGCUCCGUCUCGCUGACUUCGGAUCGGCGGAGACGUUUGGCGAGGGGGAGCUGAUGAGCGGAGUCGUUGGGACACCGUACUAUGUGGCGCCGGAGGUUCUUGCCGGGAGGGAGUAUGGGGAGAAGGUGGACGUCUGGAGCGCCGGGGUUGUUUUGUACAUAAUGCUUGCUGGUUUCCCUCCUUUUUACGGCGAGUCUUCGGCUGAGAUCUUUGGGGCAGUGCAGAGGGCCAAUUUGAGGUUUCCGGCUAGGGUUUUUCACUCCGUCUCGCCGUCGGUGAAGGAGUUGCUGAGGAGGAUGCUCUGUAAAGAUGUUUCUAGAAGAUUCUCGGCUGAGCAAGUUCUCAGACACCCAUGGAUUACAAGUGGAGGAGGGGCCACAGCUGUGACUGAUCAUUAA